Molecule: messenger RNA, 1361 nt
Organism: Oryzias latipes (Japanese medaka)
Lineage: Eukaryota; Metazoa; Chordata; Actinopteri; Beloniformes; Adrianichthyidae
Gene: lrrc23
Product: leucine rich repeat containing 23
Cellular component (GO): cytoplasm
Molecular function (GO): protein binding
Source: RefSeq, a predicted model, not a curated record
UGUCAUUAAGUUUGGCCCUACCCGAAGUUGGGGUUAGUUGUUGCUGUGGAGUUUCCAUGGUAACGCUAUUAGAAUUUGGUAUGUUCGGUGUAGCUCGUACCAUCCAUACCCAAAUUAACCAUAAUCCUUGUUAAAUAUUAUCGGAAAAUAGAGCCUUUGAAUUGCUCGUGUUUCCACUCAUUUCCGCGUAAAACUGCACUAUUGCUUAUCGUCGUACCGAAUGCUGGAAGCCUGUUGGCUAGCUUAAAGUCGGUUCAAUCCCGCUAUGGAGGAAGAAAUUCUACUGUCGGACUUGGAAGAUGAGGAGGAAACAACUAAUGCGAAAGGAGAAGGCGAUAAGGCUCAAGCACACACAUUGACCAAAGACAUAAUAAAAGAGGGACUUUCAUUAUUGUGCAGGACAGUAGACAGACUUGGACAUGCUUUUAUUAAAUUAAACCUCAAUAACAUGAAAUUAAAUGAUCUAGCUGCGAUCAGCGGCUACAUUCACAUACGUUUAUUGGAUUUAUCCAACAACAGCCUUACUGAUCUUUCUCCUCUGGCCUCCCUAAAGCAGCUCCUGUGGCUGAAGGUUGACAAAAAUGAUGUGGCGAGCUUCCGAGGACAACCGUUUGCUGAGCUGAUCUAUCUGCAAAGGCUAAAUAUGGCAGCAAAUCAGUUAAAUGAUGCCGAUGGCCUGGUUGGGCCCGCCCUGGAGAGCCUCAAUCUUACAGGAAACAAAAUUCAGUCGCUGCAUUGUUUUCAAACUAGCUGCUUUGGAAAUCUGCUUACUCUGGAGCUGAGAGGAAACCAUUUGGAAACCACUGAUGGCCUCAACCUUCCAAAUCUGCAACGAUUAUAUCUGGCUGAUAAUGGGAUCAAGCAUCUUGAAGGUCUAGACAAGUUAGAGUCUCUCGCCAUCCUUCAUAUUCGAGAUAAUAAAUUAGAAACUCUAGAAGGCCUCAGUCCCAACAUGAAGUGUCUUCAGUAUCUAAAUGUCAGAGGCAAUUUAAUUGCAGAGGAAAAAGCUUUGCAAAGCAUUGGCCUUGUGGCAAAAAGCCUGCAAGCAUUGGUUCUUUCUGAGAACCCGCUGGUGGCAACAGCAGACUAUCGCCCCAAUGUGUUGACACUUUUACCGCAGCUGAAAAGACUCGACAAGGAGCCUGUGACACCUGCGGAGAGGGGUGACAAUCAGAUGAGAAUCAGAGAACUCGAGGAAGAGGAAGUACCUGAGCCAUAAGAUUUCAUAAGAUCUUUGUGAGAGGAAGUGCUGGGCAUAAAAAGCAGGUCUUUCAAGAGAUGAUGAUCGUGAUUGCACAUCAAGUUUGAUUUUAGAAAAGCUUUCUUUCCAAAUUGUUACAAUAAAAAAAUUGCCUUGUGAA